AACUAAAUCUUGUGCCAUGAAGGAGAAGAGUAAAAAUGCCGCUCGCACUAGACGUGAAAAGGAAAAUGCAGAAUUCUUCGAAUUGGCCAAAUUAUUACCACUACCAAGUGCAAUUACAUCACAGUUGGACAAAGCAUCCAUCAUAAGAUUAACAACAUCGUAUCUGAAAAUGCGUCAAGUCUUUCCCGAUGGUCUGGGCGAGGCGUGGGGUACUUCACCGGCAAUGCAACGCGGUUCUAUUAAAGAGCUUGGCUCACAUUUGCUGCAGACAUUGGACGGUUUCAUAUUCGUUGUGGCGCCGGAUGGCAAAAUUAUGUACAUUUCGGAAACGGCAUCCGUGCAAUUGGGUCUAAGUCAGGUUGAACUUACUGGCAAUUCGAUAUUUGAAUAUAUCCACACGCACGAUCAGGAGGAAAUGAAUGCGAUUCUCUCGCUGCAUCCUUACAUGUAUCAAAAUCCGGAUGCAUUUAUUAACUCAUUACAUCUAACACAGAGCGGCAAUCCACCCACCGGCAAUGCGAAUGUCAUUGGCAGUCCGAAUGGCAGCUAUGGCAGUGAUCGUGGUUCGCAUACGAUCGAAAUACAAAAAUCCUUCUUCCUGCGCAUGAAAUGCGUGCUGGCGAAACGUAAUGCUGGCCUCACAACGUCCGGUUAUAAGGUCAUUCACUGUUCGGGGUACUUGAAAGCGCGCAUAUUUCCUGAUUAUGGCGAUGGUCAUGGUGGUUGUAUACAAAAUCUGGGCCUUGUUGCUGUUGGUCACUCCCUGCCUUCAUCUGCGAUAACGGAAAUUAAACUGCAUACAAAUAUGUUCAUGUUUCGUGCAUGCAUGGACUUGAAGCUGAUAUUUUUGGAUGCAAGGGUAUCUCAACUGACUGGCUACGAGCCACAAGAUCUCAUAGAAAAAACACUCUACCAAUACAUACACGUUGCGGACAUAGGACCAAUGAGCUGUGCCCACAAUAUUCUGAUAUACAAGGGACAAGUCACCACCAAAUACUAUCGCUUCCUGACAAAGGGUGGCGGCUGGGUCUGGGUACAAUCGUAUGCGACAGUGGUGCACAAUACACGCUCAUCGCGCACACACUGUAUUGUCAGUGUAAAUUAUGUCCUUAGUGAGCAGGAGGCCAAAGACUUGAUUCUCAAUGAAAUCCAAACGGGUGUGGUUAAGAGUGAGCCAAUCACCGCUUCGGCUGCGUUGACGCCAUCUUUGCGUACGACGCGUGCGCCUGCCACUGUCACACACCCGUCGCUCAGCAACGGCCUUGCGGCGGGCGCAUCACCCAGCUGUGCCGCACUCAGCGUAAGUCCUAAACUGGAUCCCUGUUAUGAGAGCGCUAGCGUUCAUCUACCACCCAAUGUGCUCACACCAGUUCUAACUGGCGGCAGCAGCAGCAGCGGUGGUGGCGGCGGCGGCAAUAGUAAUAAUAACAACAAUAAUGCCUACAUGUCGGCACAUCUGAUGCAUGCGCAGCAUACGCAUCCACAUCCGCAUCAUCAUCAACCGCAUCUUCACGCGCAUGAACAGCCACAUUUACAUAUGCAGCAUGCGCAUCAUAUGCAUCACAUACAUCCGCAUCCGCAUGUGCACGCGCACGCCCAUGCCCACGAAGUGCCGCCGCAACACGAUAACCUCACCUAUACGCCGCUCUUCCCGCCGAUCAACGAUCUCGUCGUCAGCUCUUCUUCGGGCAGCGCGCUCGGUCAUGAGAUACAAUACUCGGACACAACCACCGGCGGCGGCGGCGGGUACUACGGCGCUGGUACUGCCAGCACAGUCAACAAUAAUAACAACUCAGGCAGCGAACAUUACUACUAUGAUGCGGCGGUAGAUAUUUCAUCAGCGUCAGCAACAGCAGCACUUAACAGGCCGUACUCCGCGAAUUCCAACAGCUGCUCCAGCAGUUCGGAGAGCGAUCGACAAAUGUCCACGGGCAAUGCGUCGAUAGUGAACGGCACUUCACCGCAGACGACGUACAGCGAGUUGAGUCAUACAUUUGAAUUGCAUUAUUUGUCGGACAGCAGUUCGCAUCAACAGGCGGUUAUGGUGGCGCCGGCCGCGUCGCAACAGCAGCAAUCACAGCAACAUCACCUACAGCUUCUGGAACAUCAUCAGCAUACGCAUCAUCACACGCAACAACACCAGCUGCAACAGCAAGCUUUGGCUGCAAGUCACGUCGCUCCACUGCAACAGGCGCCAGCUCAAUCUCAACCACCGUCACAGACGCAGCAGCAGCAGCAACAGCAACAGCCAGCGCAAAUGGAUCAUCAACCCAUACAUCCACUACAGCCGCAACAGCAACAUAUUUUGGUUGCGCAGCAGCUGCAGCAACAUGACCAGCAACAGCAACCAGAUCAACAACAGCAGGAGCACAUUGCACGCUCCUUCGCGGUCGCCGUGGAGAAGGGCGUCAGUGUGCCGCCACAAUAUACCAGCGUCAUUGUGGAUCCCCAUCAUCACUAUAUACCCAAUGAUUUUGUGCAUUAGCAUUUGCUACUGGUUGGUGCGAUCCGUGGGAUCGUUGAGGUGGUAAAGCACAAGUUGUGCUCUUGUUGUGGGCGUUAUUUGCGUCGGCGCCGCGUCGUUGUGACCAUUUGGCUGGGUCGCAGUACGGUGUUGUUGUUUAGUGUUAUACAUAGUUCUAAUGAAUACAUAAGUAAGUAAGUAAAACGGACUGAGUCACAAAAAAGUUUGUUUAAAAACAAAAAAAACAAAACAAAAAACGAAUAUUCUUAGUUCAAUUCUUUUGUUCAAAACAAACCGUUAUUUCUCUUACCAAAUAGUUCUUAUUAAAAUGUACAUUAGUAGGGGAGAAAACCGCACUUAAGUUUCGAGAUCGCUUUCAGCUCUCUUUAUCUAAUCUAAAUCUAAAAUCGACUGAAAAAAACGUUUCCCGAUGUGGUAAUUCAACUGUUUUGCGAAGAUCUAAGCGACUACGUCUGGAGCGUGAGCAACUUUCUCCAUCGCUUAGGCCAAUUUAUCAAAGGAAAACAAAUUGACUCUGUUAAGCUUAGUUUACGGGUCAGCCGCUCAUCAAAAGUGGCGAAAAUAUGAAGCCAUUGAUCGAUUUUAAUGAGACUUCUUACGAUAGGUUUUUGAGCUUGCUGUCUGUAUGUUUGAAGUCAGAUUUGGAAAACUCAAAGUUGCCGACCCAAUAUGGCGGAUGAUUUAAAAAUAAUUGUUACAUUUUAAUGAAACUUUCUAUUGCCGUCGAAACUAGCCCUAAGUCUUCAAUCAUAAAUGCGACCUUGCGUAUGUACUGAAGUUUCCGGUAUUUCCCUUCGUACUUCGAUUUGGAGCAAAGUAAAAGGACGAAAAAGACAAAAGUUUUUAAAGCGCUACGCUGUAAUAUUCUAUCGAGGUGUUUUUAGGGAAGCUGAUUUCAAAUCUGAAGUUAGUUUCGGCAAAUCUAAAAUGGUGGAUCUUAAAUGGCGGACGAAUAUAAAAAAAAGUUAAUGGCUAUACAAAUUACAGACUUCGACACAACAAAAAAUUUAGUAGAUCUGCAACUUGGCCAGUCCUUUUUUAUAGAGUAAUUGUCUCCAGAAAGCAUAGCUUUACUUGAAUUUCGUACCCACAGGGAGACCAAUCAAUUUGAUACAGACGGCAGUUGUGAUGAUAUUUCAUGAUAUAGUUAUUAACGGUAUUGUCUUCCCGGAGAGUUUUGCUUCACAUCGAAAUUCGUGCUUCGUUAUUUACAUUUUAAAGCAUUUCAAU
Molecule: messenger RNA, 3715 nt
Organism: Rhagoletis zephyria (snowberry fruit fly)
Lineage: Eukaryota; Metazoa; Arthropoda; Insecta; Diptera; Tephritidae
Gene: sim
Product: bHLH transcription factor single-minded
Biological process (GO): regulation of transcription by RNA polymerase II
Cellular component (GO): transcription regulator complex; nucleus; cytoplasm
Molecular function (GO): RNA polymerase II transcription regulatory region sequence-specific DNA binding; DNA-binding transcription factor activity, RNA polymerase II-specific; protein dimerization activity
Source: RefSeq, a predicted model, not a curated record